Molecule: messenger RNA, 990 nt
Organism: Aspergillus affinis
Lineage: Eukaryota; Fungi; Ascomycota; Eurotiomycetes; Eurotiales; Aspergillaceae
Product: MIP/aquaporin family protein
Exons: 3
Coding region: 1-990 (329 amino acids)
Biological process (GO): glycerol transmembrane transport; water transport
Cellular component (GO): plasma membrane
Molecular function (GO): water channel activity; glycerol channel activity
Source: RefSeq, a predicted model, not a curated record
AUGGAGGGUUCCACCACCCAGGACGCAGCUCAAAUCUCCAUAACAUCGAGUCCCAAGCCGGGUGUAUCGCUGCGCGAGAACAUCAGCGUUGAUUCUGAAAAUGUUAGCCAUGCUUCCCCUCCACUACUCUGGAGCAGGAUCAGGGGUUACUGUCGCGAAGCGUUUUCUGAGUUCUUCGGUACUAUGAUCCUGGUUCUCUUUGGCGAUGGCGUCGUCGCCCAAGUUACACUCAGUCAUGGUGAGAAGGGUAACUAUCAAUCUAUCUCCUGGGGCUGGGGCCUCGGAGUCAUGCUAGGAGUCUACGCCAGCGGUGUCUCAGGGUCGCACAUCAACCCCGCCGUCACAUUGGCCAGCUGCGUCCUGCGCAAGUUUCCCUGGCGCAAGUGGCCCAUCUACGCCGCCGCCCAGGUCCUCGGCGCCAUGUGCGCGGCGGCCAUCAUCUACGGAAACUACCGAUCAGCGAUCGACGUCUACGAGGGCGGUGCCGACAUCAGAACAGUGCCAGGCUACUCGGACACGGCGACCGCUGGCAUCUUCUGCACAUACCCGGCCCCAUUCAUGACGCGGACAGGCCAGUUCUUCUCCGAGUUCAUCGCCAGCGCCAUCCUCAUGUUCAUGAUCUUUGCGCUGAAGGACGAUGCUAAUCUCGGGGCUGGCCGCUUAUUCCCGCUGGGGCUCUUCUUCGUCAUCUUUGGCAUCGGUGCCUGCUUUGGCUGGGAGACUGGGUAUGCGAUCAACCUGGCGAGGGACUUUGGUCCGAGACUCGUCACGUAUAUGAUCGGGUAUGGACCGGAGGUGUGGCAGGCAGGCAAUUAUUACUUCUGGGUCCCAAUGGUCGCCCCUUUCCUCGGUUGUACCUUCGGAGGCUGGAUCUAUGAUAUGUUCCUCUACAUCGGAGAGGAUAGUCCCGUCAACACCCCAUUCAUAGGCCUACGGCGGCUAGUUCGACCUGUCGGUCGAAUGCACAAUGACGGGCAGAGCCACGUCUAG